UGCCCCUCCCCGCCCGCCCGCCUCCCUUCUCCGCCCGCAGCCGCCGCCGCCGCCGCCGCCGCCGGGAGAACCCGAGGGAGGCCCAGGCCCCGCCGCCGCGGAGCCGCCAUGUUGGGAUCGGAGCCGCCGCGGAGCCGCCGCCGCCGCGGAGGAGGCCGGUGAGAGAGAGCCCGAGGCCGGCGCCGCCCGUGGCCAGCGGAGGAGCGAGGCCCGAAGAGAAGGAGGAGGCGGAGGAGGCCCGGCCCGGCCCCGCGCCGCCGCGGCCUGCCCGGCCCGGCCCCGCAGCCCCGCCCGGCCCUUCGCCCAGCGAGCGCCAGACCCGAGCCGGAGCCGGAGGACGAGGCCCGCAGCAGCGAGCGCCAUGGCGGAGCAGACCUACUCGUGGGCCUAUUCCCUGGUGGAUUCCAGUCAAGUGUCAACGUUUCUGAUUUCCAUUCUCCUCAUCGUCUAUGGCAGCUUCAGGUCCCUCAACAUGGACUUUGAGAACCAAGAUAAGGAAAAAGACAGCAACAGUUCAUCGGGGUCCUUCAAUGGCAAUAGCACCAAUAAUAGUAUCCAGACUAUUGACUCCACUCAAGCACUGUUCCUUCCCAUUGGAGCGUCUGUCUCCCUUCUAGUCAUGUUUUUCUUCUUUGAUUCUGUUCAAGUAGUCUUUACAAUAUGUACAGCAGUUCUUGCAACGAUAGCUUUUGCUUUUCUUCUUCUCCCGAUGUGCCAGUAUUUAACACGACCCUGCUCACCGCAGAACAAGAUUUCCUUUGGCUGCUGUGGACGUUUCACUGCUGCGGAGCUGCUCUCCUUCUCCCUUUCGGUCAUGCUUGUCCUCAUCUGGGUUCUGACUGGCCACUGGCUCCUCAUGGAUGCUCUGGCCAUGGGCCUCUGUGUGGCCAUGAUCGCCUUCGUCCGCCUGCCGAGCCUCAAGGUCUCCUGUUUGCUCCUUUCAGGUCUCCUAAUCUAUGAUGUCUUCUGGGUCUUUUUCUCUGCCUAUAUCUUCAAUAGCAACGUCAUGGUCAAGGUGGCCACCCAGCCAGCUGACAACCCCCUUGACGUCUUAUCUCGGAAGCUUCACCUGGGACCAAACGUGGGCCGAGACGUUCCUCGAUUGUCUCUUCCUGGAAAACUGGUCUUUCCAAGCUCCACGGGCAGCCACUUCUCCAUGCUGGGGAUCGGGGACAUCGUCAUGCCGGGCCUCCUGCUGUGCUUUGUGCUGCGCUAUGAUAACUACAAGAAGCAGGCCAGCAGCGACUCCUGCGGGGCGCCGGGGCCGGCAAACAUCUCGGGCCGCAUGCAGAAGGUCUCCUACUUCCACUGCACUCUCAUCGGGUACUUUGUAGGCCUGCUGACCGCCACGGUGGCGUCUCGGAUCCAUCGGGCUGCCCAGCCCGCCCUCCUCUAUUUGGUGCCCUUCACCCUGCUGCCGCUCCUCACCAUGGCCUAUUUAAAGGGUGACCUGCGCCGCAUGUGGUCUGAACCUUUCCACUCCAAGGCCAGCAGCUCGCGGUUCCUGGAAGUAUGAUGGAUCAGCCGGAAAGUGACCAGACCCUGGCUGUGGUCCUUUUCCCUUGACUCAGUGGUGGUUUUGUUCCCUCCCAGAGCGGUCCUGGCCCUCAGAGGUGUCCUGGCCUGGGGUGCUAGUCUGACCUGACUUUGCAUUGAAAGGGGGACUGAAGCUCCAGAGACCCCCUUUGAUUCCUUUCUCGUGCACAUGUGGAAUUGAAGCCGCCUGGUGAAACUUCCGUCCUCCCCCUUCUCUGUUUUUAUGGACCUGCCCAGCCGUCCCCGUGGCGAGGGAGGCAGGGCCUGGACAUGGCAAGGAGCCGUCCAGGAGUCAUGGACCGGACCUUCUUCAGGGAAGCCUCCCCCACUUUGGGACAGGGCUCCCAGGGGGACUGCCUUCCAGAGACUUGAGGUGAUAGAAGUUCUUCUGUCACAGAAUCUUUUUUGGAUUGAUUAAACCUUUUCUGUGGUGUAAAAUGACUUAUUAAAUCCACAGACACACAUGGA
This is a messenger RNA of Phascolarctos cinereus (koala), 2004 nucleotides long. RefSeq names its product signal peptide peptidase like 3 (gene SPPL3). NCBI's taxonomy places the organism in Eukaryota, Metazoa, Chordata, Mammalia, Diprotodontia, Phascolarctidae. Gene Ontology annotation, biological process: membrane protein proteolysis. Gene Ontology annotation, cellular component: lumenal side of endoplasmic reticulum membrane; Golgi-associated vesicle membrane; cytoplasmic side of endoplasmic reticulum membrane. Gene Ontology annotation, molecular function: aspartic endopeptidase activity, intramembrane cleaving. The record is from RefSeq and is a predicted model, not a curated record.